GUCCUCCUGGAUUUUAGCAGCUUGAGGCAACUAUCCAGGUCCCUAAGCUAAAAUUUGUUUUAGAACAAAGGUCAGGGACCUCACUGAGUCAACUUUCUGGGGAUUUUGAUUUUCUGCACUGGUGCCAUAGUCUGUUGUCUUAGAAAAUUGAGAGGUGACUAAAUGACCCACAAAAACGGAAGUAUUUAAAGAGAGGCUGGUUGCCCACUUAUUUUCAGACAUCUGGGAAAGAUUUAGACAAAAUCAGUGGCCCCUAAAUGAUGGUUCAAGGACAAAUGUUAGGUUGGCUAUAUCUUAAUCAUAUGGGGAGAUUGUAAAAAUACAAAUUUCAGACCCUAGAUACUAAAUCAGAAUCUCUGGAGGAAACACCAGGAAAUCAGAGGAAAGCUGUGUGUUGUAAACUUUCCCAGGUGAAUCUGGCAAUCAGUGAUGUUUGGUCCAUAUCAGAGCCUCUCAAAUGUUAAUAUGCAUAAGAAUCACCUGUGGUUCUUCUUCAGCUUGUGGUACAGCAGGUCCCAGGUGGGACCUGAGAUUCUUCUGCAUUUCUAACAAGCUCUCAAAUAACGCUGAUUCAUGGGUCACAUUUUGAGUAGUAAGGGGCUAAAUUACCUCUCAGUUUCUUUCUUGCUAUACUUUCCUGUGAUUCUAAAGUGCCUUGUGGAAACUGUGACUUAUCACCCUCGCUCACAUCAGAACUUUCCAUUAAAGCUCUACCUUUGUUUCCCACCCUUUGGUUUUCAACUCAUAACUGAAAAAGGCCCAGAAAGCUGAUCCAUCCAAGUUAAUCAUCUCUGAAGAAUUGUGGACCCACUGAGUGCUAAAGCAAACCUUUCUCCUAUGUGAGCCAGCAAAAGAAAAACAGCUUGUCAAACACCUGUAAAGAGAUGGCUAUCACCAUAUGGGAAUUUGAAGAGCUGCUAUAUGGCACAUUCAUGAUCCAAAUAGGAGAGGAUCAGCUGUCCCAGAAGGCCUUUUAACUGAGUAAACAAGAAGGGAAAAUUAUAACAGCUUGUCAUUGUGCCUGCAUACUAGACUUCCAUGUAGUUACUAUAGACAAAUCCAAAGUAAGCAUGCAGACUGUUCUUUGAAAAGCCCCCAGAUCAUGUAUAGAGGCUGAGACCAAUGCAGUAAAAAGAAAGUUAUUCUAUACUCAGUCUCUCCAACCCAUCGAUGAUUAGUCUUCUAGAAAGAGCAGCAGUUGACUGUAAAUUUAGGUUUUGAACCACCAUUUAGCAAAGAUAGUUUCUCUAGAAACAUGUCUGUUAAUGAUACAUGUGCUGCGUCAGUUGGAGAAAAUAGGGACUUUCGAUACUUCAUCUAUGCAGUGACAUAUACUGUCAUUCUUGUGCCAGGUCUCAUAGGGAACAUUUUAGCCUUGUGGGUAUUUUAUGGCUAUAUGAAAGAAACAAAACGGGCUGUGAUAUUUAUGAUAAACCUAGCCAUUGCUGACUUACUACAAGUUCUCUCCUUGCCACUGAGGAUCUUUUACUACUUGAAUCAUGAUUGGCCAUUUGGACCUGGCCUCUGCAUGUUUUGUUUCUACCUAAAGUAUGUCAACAUGUAUGCAAGCAUCUACUUCUUGGUCUGCAUCAGUGUGCGACGAUUUUGGUUUCUCAUGUACCCCUUUCGCUUCCAUGACUGUAAACAAAGAUAUGACCUAUACAUCAGCAUUGCUGGCUGGCUGAUCAUCUGCCUUGCCUGUCUGCUAUUUCCUCUCCUCAGAACCAGUGAUGACACCCCUGGCAAUAGAACCAAAUGCUUUGUGGAUCUUCCUACCAGGAAUGUUAAUCUGUCCCAGUCUGUUGUCAUGAUGACUGUUGGUGAGUUGAUUGGGUUUGUCACACCUCUUCUAAUUGUCCUGUAUUGUACCUGGAAGACAGUUUUAUCACUGCAAGAUAAAUAUCCUGUGGCCCAAGACCUUGGAGAGAAAAAGAAAGCCUUGAAAAUGAUUCUAACCUGUGCGGGAGUUUUCUUAAUUUGCUUUGCACCUUACCACUUCAGUUUUCCUUUAGAUUUCUUAGUCAAGUCCAAUGAAAUUAAAAGCUGCCUAGCCAGAAGGGUGAUUGUAAUAUUUCAUUCUGUUGCCUUGUGUCUUGCUAGUCUGAAUUCUUGCCUUGACCCAGUCAUAUACUACUUCACCACUAAUGAAUUCAGAAGACGGCUUUCAAGACAAGAUUUGCAUGAUAGCAUAAAACUCCAUGCAAAAUCAUUUGUGAGCAACCAUACAACUUCUGCCCUGAAAACUGAAUUAUGUUAAAUUAAAAAAAAACUGGGUGUGGAAAGAAAUGCAAGUAUACCAGAACACAUUUGCAAUACCCCAAGUCACUGGGAAGUAAUCACGGGAAGCACUCACAGCUUUUCAAUUAUUCUUUAUCUUACCUAUAUGAGGAAUUCAUAUCUUCAUAAAAGAACCUAUUUAGAGCAUUAUACUACACCAUUAUAGAUGUUGAAUUGUCCGUGUAGUAAUUUGUCACCAAGUCUUUAAGACUUAAACUAUAAAAUUUCAGUGACAUCCUAUACACAUAUGCUCUCAACUAGAGUCAGUAGUUUUUUUCUGUCAACUUAAGACACUUAGUUUUGUUACAAUGGACUCUGAGUUUCUUUGUAUUUAGAGGCAAUGUAGUUAUUUAUUUAUACUAGUAAUCACAAUUGAUAUCCCAAUAUCAUAUUUUUAGUUGUUUUCAGGUAGGAUAGACAAUGUAUUAUUUUGUGAAAACAAAAUGUUAUAAACAAGGAACCAUUUUUAUCUCCUGAGUGUGAUUACACUCUUGGGUUGAAAUAGCUAUUUCUUUAAUUCGGUGUCAGUAUGAAAAAUCAUCUGUCAUAUCUAUCAAUAGAAUGAAAAUCUGAACUCAAGCCUCUGGUAUGUUUAAAGUAAGAAAAGAAACAAGUUCACAUACUCUCUCUGACUGUAUAAAAUGCCAAAUUGAAUCUACUCAGGACUUGUCAAAGUCCAUACAAGGUGACAAAAAUUUUCUCUAUAGGUUCAGGAGAAAGUAAAUAGGUGAUAAUCAUAGUUCUGUUUCUUUUAAAAUAUAUCCAAAGAACAUCUCUGGAGAUGUAUGGAUCUGCCUAGUAAUGUGAAUGUGUACCAUGCUUCUAGAGUGAUAUUGAGGUACCUCUGACAGGUUACUGCAGUUUCUGAGCCUAUAAAAGAAGUAGGGCACUAAGCUUAGGCCAGAGCAAAAAGAUGAUGUUAUUUCUUACUUUAAGUUAGGCUGCAGCUGUCAAGCUACAUUAAGAAGCCAGAGUAGAGUUUGGAGGCAGCCAGGCAUGUGGACCCGAGUCUUCAGUAAUUUUUCUGGCCCAGCUUUGCCCUAGUCAUAUUCUAAGGCUGGCACAGCCUCCCUCCCAGCAGCUAGGGAAAUCAAUUCUUUCCCCUUUUGAGAAAAGUACAGAAGAUUAAUUUUGGCCACAUUGGACACCCCUUACAAUGGUUUGCCUACUACCUGUUUAGUAGUAGUAUGCAAGAAACAAAUCUAGGAUAUGAGUAGGAAUUUAUCCUGAGGUCUUAAAUAUUAGAAUACUUUGAACUAGAGCAAAAAGCUUUAACUUUUUAAAAUGCUCUAAUUAAACUGUGUUCUAUAUAAUGAAAACACAUGCUACUUCUUACCUGGAAGGAAUGUGAAAAUAAACAAAGAGCUCUAUCAUAUUUGCAAGAAGAGAGUUAUUUUAGGCACACAGUUAUGAUACCAAUAUGUCUGGGGAAAAGAACUGGUGAAAUCAAAAUGAAUUUUAAUAUCUAAGAUGAACAGAACAUUUUCUAAUGUUUUCUCUAGACAACUGUUGCUUUUGAUUAUACUGUUGUUAAAAUGAUUCUCUAUUAGAAGACUGACUUGCUGCUAGAAAUAGUGUGUGUAUUUAUCUCUUAAUUAUUCAUUGUAAGGUACAUAUUUUGAUGUUAAAUGAGUUCUAAAUGACUGUUAAAUUGUGUUUUAAAAAGGGUAGCUGUAACUGUGUCUGGUCUGUUUGCUCUAAAGUGAUCUGUGUUCGAAUAUAAUUUAGUGUUGUAUUGCGAUCAGAAGUAAUACUUUUGAGGGUACUUGUAGUGAAGGGGACUUUAUCCUAUUUAUGUUUACUGUUUUCUAGAUUAGCAUGAAUUACACUUCUUAGGGUCAUUUCAGCAGACCAGUGAUUUAAUUUCAUUAACAUACUAAUUUUACUUUAAACAUAUCUAUUUUUUUAAAAAGGAGGGGAAAUACUUCCAGGAGAUUACUGAACUUCUUAGAGGAACUGCUGAGAUGAGAACCCAUUUAUUAGGUAGUCCAGAAGCCCUUGAAAUUCAUUUAUAUCAUUUGAGGAAGAACAGAGGGAACAAGUAUCCAAUGUUCUUAUGCUGCUUAGCUAGGACUACCCCCUCCUCUUCAGGCCUGCUCAUCUAAAUUUAUAUUCAGUGCUGUGUUUUACUUUAUCAACCCUUCCUCCCCAUCAGCAUGAUUUGUCUUCUGUCCUAUUCCCUGGUUCUUGUAGUCAGUAAUCUGAUGAAUUUAUUCAAACUAAGGUACUAAUGACUAAUAUUAGUUUAAGAUUGAUUUGCCCAGGGAUAUCUGAAUUCUAGGCCUUAGGGGUAAACUUUAACUCAAACUGUUCUGAUUGCAAAAUAUACACAUAAUUAUUCCAACAAGAGAUAUUUUGAAUAUGGAGUGAUUUCCACGUGAUUAAUAUUGUCAUUAUUGUUACUGUUAUUGUUGCUGUAUUCAAAUUGUUUAUAACUUUUCAUUGUCACUUAGUUAAGCAGCUAAUUCUAUUAACCUGUAAUUCCACAGAAAGGAGCCAUCUGCCUUAGGAACAACAGAUCAAAUUAACUUGGUCUGAAAGUGUGUGUAAGUGCAACUGUUGUGCAACUUCACUUUUAUGUCAUCUUUUUUGCUUUUCCUCCCCAGACACUGUGAAAAUGUUGCACUUGGAAUGUAUUUAUGUCUGUAAUUUAUAAUACGCAUUUUAGUAAUAAAGAUAGUCUCUGUAAUUGCAUAGACAA
Molecule: messenger RNA, 4978 nt
Organism: Vicugna pacos (alpaca)
Lineage: Eukaryota; Metazoa; Chordata; Mammalia; Artiodactyla; Camelidae
Source: RefSeq, a predicted model, not a curated record